AUGUCGGAAAAAAAGGCGGAUGAGAUUGUUGGCAAUAGCCAAGAUGUCGAGUUUGGCGUUGGAAAUGUACAGCAUGCAAGGCCGAGAAAGACUUCAGCGGUUGAUCCUACCGUUAUUGCGGGAGAAAUCUUCGAUGAUCGAUAUGAGACUACUCAGCGAGGUCUGAAGUCACGGCAUGCUCAGAUGAUUGCUCUGGGUGGCACAAUUGGAACGGGUCUCUUCGUCGGCAGUGGUGUCACUCUUUCUCGCGGAGGUCCAGCCUUCAUCCUUGCAUCUUUUUGCGUCAUGUCCUUUUUGAUCUUCUGCACCGUCGCCGGAAUCAUUGAAGUCGCUGCCUAUCUGCCUACUCCCGGAUCCUCGAUGAACCUCUUCGGCGCGCGCUACGUAUCUCGCUCGCUGGGUUUUGGUCUCGGAUGGCUCUACUUCUACUCUCUUGGUAUUUUGGUGCCAUACGAGAUCACGGCUGCUGCGCUCGUCAUCGAGUACUGGAGUCCACCCGUGAAUAUCGCAGUCUGGGUCACAAUCAUGAUCAUUGUGAUUGUGGGCCUGAACUGCUUCCCAGUAAAGUUUUAUGGCGAAACCGAGUUCUGGUUUGCUGGCACGAAGGUCAUUAUGAUUCUUGGUCUCCUAUUGCUUUCAUUCAUCCUCUUCUGGGGCGGUGGCCCACAACACGACCGCCUCGGCUUCCGAUACUGGAAAGAUCCUGGAGCAGCGAAUACCUAUCUUGAACCAGGGAAUACGGGUCGCUUCGUUGCUUUGUUGUCUACCUUGGUUCUCUCAGCCUUCCCCUUCUCCUUCGCCCCCGAACUUCUCGUCGCUACUGGCGGCGAAAUGCAAUCCCCCCGCCGCAAUCUCCCUACCGCCGCUCGCCGCUACAUCUACCGCCUCGUCAUCUUCUACGUCUUCGGUGUCCUCGCCAUCGGCGUAAUUUGUCCCAGUAACGAUGAGAGUAUUACCUCUGGUGGCGCCGGCGCCGGCUCCUCGCCUUUUGUGGCUGGUAUCAAAAGAGCAGGCAUACCCGUCCUUGACAGCAUCAUCAAUGCCGGUAUCAUCAUCAGCGCCUGGUCGUCUGGAAACUCGUUCUUGUUCCUGUCCAGCCGCAGCCUAUACGGUCUCGCGCUAUCAGGAAAUGCGCCAUCCAUCUUCAAAUCGUGCACAAAGUCCGGUGUGCCGUACUACGCCGUCGCUGCAUCGUCGCUUUUCUGCGCCCUGGCCUAUCUUAAUGUCGGCUCAUCGUCCGCGGUGGUCUUCACCUGGUUCGUCAACCUGACAAAUACCUCUGGUUUCAUCUCGUGGAUCUGCUGUGGUAUCAUCUUCUUGCGUUUCCGCAAGGCAUGCGACGCACAAGGCAUCACGGAUUUGCCGUAUCGCUCUCCCGUCGGCAAGUGGGGCGCAUGGACUGUCAUUGUCGCAUUCACCUUCCUCUGCCUCAUCAACGGCUUCGACGUCUUCUGGCCCGAGAAAUGGAACGUUAGCUCCUUCUUCACCGCCUACGUCGGUAUCCCCAUGUUCUUCCUCUUCUACGGUGGCCACCGUAUCUGGGCGAGGAAAGAUGGCUGGGCAUAUGAUCCUCUCACAGUGGAUUUGCAUACGGGCUUGGAACAAGUGCUUGCUGAGGAGAGGCCGGCGAGGAUAAUCAAGGGCCCGUGGUGGAAGAAGAUUACACUGAUUUGGCAGUAA
Bipolaris zeicola 26-R-13 is the source of this 1680-nucleotide messenger RNA. RefSeq lists its product as uncharacterized. Gene Ontology annotation, cellular component: membrane. Bases 1 to 1680 code for a protein of 559 amino acids. Lineage: Eukaryota; Fungi; Ascomycota; Dothideomycetes; Pleosporales; Pleosporaceae. Gene Ontology annotation, molecular function: amino acid transmembrane transporter activity. Gene Ontology annotation, biological process: amino acid transmembrane transport. The record is from RefSeq and is a predicted model, not a curated record. The transcript is spliced from 4 exons.